AUGUCUUCACCAGCAUCUCUCUCACAUGAUGCUGGUUCCGAACUCAAACGCAGUCUUGAAUCCGACCUUUACUCCGACCACUGCCAGAGGAUGCCCCCUCCUAGACCUCCCCGCAAUACCACCCCUUUUCGAUCCCCGAAUAAGACUCUUAGUGAUCAGACUGGAGUUGUGGGCGUAGCAAGUUCUCUCAUCGGCGCCGCAGCUUCCGCUUUACCCCUCUUUAAGCCAGGAGGAGCAGGAAUGGGGGGAGGAACUAGGUCAUUGGCUGAUGGAGCACCAAGUAAACAGUUCGGCGGGGUAGGAUUGGGUAGAUCUGCAAGUACUCAUUCCGAUCUUAGCGUCCCUCCUGGUGACGGGAGUGGUGCCAGGACCUCGAUCCCUCUGAGUAGGGGAAAAGGGGCGUUGGAAGAGCCAAGAGACGCGGUUGCUAGAGCAAGAUAUGAAAAUUUAUUCUCUUCACUUGUCUCUCAGCAACGAAUGCAGCGGAGACGAACCAAAGCCAAAGAGGGAGAAGGUGAUAGUUCGAAUGCCUCCACCGUCCGCGGUGGCUCCUCAUCUAAGUUUGAGGAAGGGUCUGGGGCCGUUUCGGCGCUUAGGGGAUGGUUCGAGUCCGAUUCGCACCCCAGCUCCAACCCUACUACCAAUGGUAAUGGGGGCGCAGCAGUGUUAAGCGCAAAAAUGGUUCAAAAGGUAUGGUCGAAGUGCAAACUUCCAGAGUCUUUCCUUGCAGGGGUAUACGAUCAAGCCUCAUCCUCAUCCUCAACUCCCGCAGGCUUGGAUAAAGAGGACUUCGCUCGAGCAAUGGCAACUAUAGAUGCCGAACUAGAGCGACGUAAAGCAAAGCGAGAGAGAAGAAAGGAGGCGAAAGCUAAAAGAGCAUCCACAAUGUGUUUGGGGCUAGGGAGGAGGGUUCCCCCACCCCCACCUUCUGCGGCGUCUGGAGCUAUAGUUUGA
Molecule: messenger RNA, 954 nt
Organism: Ustilago hordei
Lineage: Eukaryota; Fungi; Basidiomycota; Ustilaginomycetes; Ustilaginales; Ustilaginaceae
Exons: 1
Coding region: 1-954 (317 amino acids)
Source: RefSeq, a predicted model, not a curated record